This is a messenger RNA of Astrephomene gubernaculifera, 2092 nucleotides long. The record is from the annotation of a GenBank genome assembly. NCBI's taxonomy places the organism in Eukaryota, Viridiplantae, Chlorophyta, Chlorophyceae, Chlamydomonadales, Astrephomenaceae.
AUGGAACUAAUAAGUAGUGUCUUUCCGUGCUGAUCACCUUAACAUUCUUGUAACACAAUACCGGUACUGUCUACCUUGUUGCUUGAUUUACGGCGAUGCAAGUAUCCCAGAUAUCCUUGCAAGGCCCCGCGGAACCCAACUUAUGAACAUCACCAGCACUUGGGCCGCCUAGGUGUAGUCGGCAAGGUUAAACAAUGGGAAUCGUUGAUUUGCAUCGCCGUGGCCUCGGUUUCGGCGUUUAUAUCCUACUCAGCCUCCUUACAGCUGUUGUUUUUGUCAUCGACCCCUUAGUCAAUAAACCGUCGGGCUUGAUAAAACUCAGCUGGUUUACACGGCAGCCGCUUAGCCAUGGCCUCAAAACCUGCUCCUGGGACUACGAGGGCUCCUGGGGAAUAGGCCUAGCUCAUGGACGCCCCGAUCCCUUGCACCUGAACUUUUCAUCCAAGGCCGUAAUCACAUGCGCAACCCUCGCCAACGCAACGGCUGUCAGCUUCGUCGCAGACCCCUUCCUCUUCAUUCCCGACGACAGCUCCACGCCCUCAGCAUUCCUUAAGAGCAGCGCUUCCCGCAAGCUCUCGGCAGCAGGAGCAGCAGCCCCGGCUUCCUCCGUACCUUGGUUCGCAUUCUACGAAAUGAAGAACCUUCAUCGCUACCUAGGCGAGCUGGGAGUCGCAGUGUCUUAUGAUCGGGGUGCUACUUGGCGCCAUUUGGGCACUGCGGUUUCGGAGCCCUUCCACCUCUCCUAUCCGCUCGUCCUGUACGACACGGAUUCAUCACAGUACCUCAUGUUUGCCGAAACCGUUGGCGCGCGGGACGGCUUGAUUCGCGUGUACGGCACUUCAAAGGAGGACUUUCCCUUCGGUUGGCAUGUCGUUGCCCGCAAACGACCAACCGAUCCCGGCUGGCCUGCCACGCGCCGCUGGUAUCAGGUCGGAGCACCUGCCAAGUACGUUGAUACUGCACCUGUUCGGUUUGAAGACCGUUGGUGGAUCUUCACGACCCGAGUCGGAACCCCAGCCGCUGGCCAACCCAAGUAUACGUUGCUGCUGUACACCGCCGAAACGCUGUUAGGCGAGUGGACCCCACAUCCCGCUAACCUAGCUGGAUCUCCGUACGCCCCCGCAGCUGGCGGUCGUAUACCGUACGGCAUCGACGCCGAUCGUCGUACGGCAAGGAACGGCGGCCGGCCGUUCGCCAAAGACGGUGUGCUGUACCGUUGGGCCCAGGAUUGCAGCCGUUAUUACGGAGAGGCGUUGGUGCUGAUGCGCGCUGACGUGAUAAACGAAACGUCGUACGGUGAAAGUGUUGCCGUACGGUACGAGCCGACACGUGACGGCGAGUCCUGGAGAGCUGAACGGCUACAUCAUGCGGACAUGCAGCAGCUGGAGGAUGGGUCGUGGGUUGGCUUGGUGGACGGAGAUAGAUACGCAAGUGGCAACGCAUAUUUCAAUGAAAAAGAGCUCUGGUUCGUCCAACUGAAAUCCCAACUACCUCGGUUGGUUAUGCUACAGCUCGUCAUUGUGGUCACAGCAGUAGCGCUCCUCCGGUUUUUCUCCUCGUACUCGCCCUCCGCAUCAUCAGCAUGGGGGUUGCCGUACUCUUCAUUGUUACCCACGAACAGCUGCGCGAAGGGCAGCAGCUGUAGCAGCAGGAAAGGAGGCGUUUUGGCUUCGUUAGCGGCGGUUGUGUCGUUGGUUGCAACGGCCGUGGCGGUUGCGGUUGGAGUGAUGGUGCUGGCGCCUGGGCUGGUCCCUUGUCCUAGGUAGGUGGCUGGUUUUGGUGGUUGGAGGGGCGUUAUGUGUAGGUUAGGUUUAGGCAUUUAGCGGCUAUGGUAGUCGGUAUGUAAGAGUUAGAAGGGUUGCAGUGUUUAUAGGCGGGUAUGUCGUGAUCGCUUUAGCGUUGCAUGGAAGGUUUCUCCUUCUGACAAGAAGCGUGCCUGCCUAUCAUUGCUCACAUUAUAUAACAAUCUGCAUGACAAGAGAUCUGCGUCUUGUCUUGGCGUUUGUGCGGUUCAGUAACAUACCUGCCAGGAUAUGCAUGUCCAGUGUCCACACACGUUGAUCAGUACUUGAGAUGUAAAAAGCUCGAAGAA